This is a messenger RNA of Monopterus albus (swamp eel), 4234 nucleotides long. Its product is annotated as PRELI domain-containing protein 1, mitochondrial-like. Bases 241 to 873 code for a protein of 210 amino acids. Gene Ontology annotation, cellular component: mitochondrial intermembrane space. The record is from RefSeq and is a predicted model, not a curated record. Lineage: Eukaryota; Metazoa; Chordata; Actinopteri; Synbranchiformes; Synbranchidae. The transcript has 6 exons.
UUACAAGAAGUAGUAGUGUUGUAAUACUACGAUCGUAACACUGCUUCUCCUGUCUGUCACAUGUAGCAUAAUGAUGUUAUUAGCUAACGUCAGUUGAAUUUGUGGGCCAGGGGCAUAACAAGCAGGGCUAUGCUAGACUUUGGAUGGUGCCGACAUCCAAGUUUUCGUUGUUUUCUGUAGUCACAGCAAGGGACCUCUGGGUUUGGCCUUCAGGCCAUCCCAUACAUCAGCAAGAGAAGAAUGGUCAAGUAUUUUGCUAAUAACACAGACAUCAGGAGCACAUGGGACCAUGUUGUCUCUGCUUUCUGGCAGAGGUACCCUAACCCAUUCAGCACCCAUGUUCUCACAGAGGACGUUGUGUAUCGGGAGGUAACUGCAGACCACCGUCUUCUCUCCAGACGCCUCCUGAUGAAGACCAAUCGGCUGCCUCGCUGGGCGGAGCGGAUCUUCCCCCCCGGCAUGUCUCGCUUUGUGUACAUCGUCGAGGACUCCAUCUUGGACCCCGUCAACAGGACCCUAACCACCUACACCUGGAACCUCAACCACACCACUCUCAUGUCAGUUGAAGAGCGCUGUGUUUUCCAAGACUCAGUGGAACAGCCAGCCACCACCCAGCUGAAACGGGAGGCAUGGAUAUCCUCGAGUGUUUAUGGCUUCUCCAGACCUAUUCAGGAGUUUGGAUUGGCCCGCUUCAAGAGCAACCAGGUGAAGGCUAUGAAAGGGCUGGAAUAUGCACUGUCAAGUCUACAGGGAGAGACGCCCCAGCGGCUGCUCAGGGACACAGUGAAGGACGCAUCAGAGAAGGCCAGAGAGGCAGCCAAGAGCCUGGCUUCAGCCGCUACCGUCCCGCAGAAAUCCCAGCAAUACGUCUGACUGGACCAUGUGUGGAGUACUGUACAGGUGACAUGAACGCAACACAGCAGCGGUUAAUCAUCUCAACUUGACUGAAGUUUUGUUAGGAUCCGAUUACUCUUUGUUUUCUGUCUGUUUAUUUCUCAACUGUCUGUUUUCUGUUUUGCUCUCACCCUUCAUCACAUCUCAGGUCUUGAGCCUUGACACCUGUGUGAACGUUCAGCAGCACCUUUUAAUGUUGUUACUACAGGUGUAAAUACAAAAUUUGGCCAGUGAGUCUAGGCAUAUUUAAUAUUUUUAAUCUACUGUUGUAGACUAUUGUGUAAUGCUAAUCAGUCUGUGUGCUUUUCUUUUCUUUGUGUUUCCUGCACAGUGACCAUAUGUUCUCAUACAGUGUAACCUUUUACCAGUUUAUCAUAUUUAUUAAUUAUCAUUUAUCAUGUUCAGUUCAAGUACAGUGGCAAGAAUAAAUAGGCAAACCCUUUGAAAAUGUGGUCAGAUCUUCAUCUAAGUUACAGUUACAAAUAAACAAUCGAUUUUAACACCCAAACUAUUGUACUGUGAAUACAUUCACAGUGUCGACAAAUAGUUUGAAACACUUCUGGGGUCUUAACAGGAAAAACAUAUAUCAAAAACGUAGAAAAGGUCAAUCUUGUCCAUGAGUGGAAUGUCAAAACCACUAAUUAAUGAUUCCACCUACCUGUAUCAGGCCCCUCACUCAACACAGAAUCAUUGUGUGGAAUCAUUAUUUAGUGGUUUGAGUUCACUGUGUGUCCAGACAUCCUGAAGAAGGCCAGUGUGAUGAUACACGCUGAUGUAUUUUAUAAUGUGUUGGCCCAUAUUUAAGACAUUUUGUUAUCAAUCAUUCACUUGAGUGCAUAAAUUGGAUUGUUUUCUCUGCCAUAUCUCACUCAUUUCCCAUAUAUUUGACAUAUUCACAGUGUGCGCUGGAAAAAGUAUGUGAACCCUUAGGCUAAUGACAUCAAGCACUAGUCGGCCUCAGGAGUUAAAAUUUGAGAGCAGCCAGUUGAAAAAAGAUUGGAGUCAGCUCGUAAAGUUUAGAUGUUCCUCAGUCCAGAGUUGGACAAAAUGUCUUGUGAGUGGAAAUGAUUUAGUGCUGUGACUUCUGUUUGUAGAAACUAAGAAGGCUCCAAAGGCAUAAUGCAGAAUGUUCAGUGAGGUUUAAGUGUCACAGCUCCAGGCUUAAAGGAAACACUGAAGCUAGUUAACAUCUCUGCUUGGGAAUACCAUAGCACAAAUCAUUGACCAUGCCAGAACACCAUUCUCCAUGUCAUUGCCCUUCAAAGAAAAAUGUCACUGUAGCAGAAAGUUUCCAAAGAGCACGUUAACACUUCCCAACACUACUGGGAAAAUGUUUUGUGAACUGGUGAAACUAAGGUUGAGUUGCUUGGAAAAGAAUACACAAGGGUAUGAAAAGGGCACUGUAUACAACAUCAAAACGUCAUCCCAACAGUGAAGCACAGGGGGAGGGAGCAUCAUGAUUUGAGGCUGGACAGCUUGUUGUCAUCCAAGGCAAGUUUAUCAAGGUGUCUUAAGGAUAGUGUCAGGGUGUGUCAGCUGAAGCUCAAUAAAAGAUGGAUGAUGCAGCAGGACGGUGACCCUAAAUAUUAAAGUAAAAACUGUGUGCACACUAAGAAGUGAGCAUGCAUUUAUACACAUUCUGGGCCAGAUGCACAAACAAUGUGUACACACAAAAACCAUGCAUACGUCUGAGUGUAUUUUUAAACACAUGCGUUUAUGUUGGCCCGAUGAAUUUUGAUCUUGUUUCUUUUGCCUUAAUGGCACUUUCCAGUUUUUCAUUUUAGACUUUACUGUAAAUGAUUCUGUUAACUGUUGAUAUUAUUGUCAUUAAUUUAUUUUUGUUUAAUGAUGAUUGUAGCUUAACAAUAGGUCUUUACAAGUGUAUGAUUGAAUUACAACGCUCUCUACAUAGCUGCAGCUGUGCAUAAUGGUCAUACGUAGGGACGACUGUUCUGAAGUUAUUGGUGGGUUUUGACAAUGCCGGUUGUGUGGCUAAAAUUGCAAUGCGUUCAUCUGCUGUAACUAGUGCGGGAGGUCCUGUUGUUGUUGCCCUUAUGCGCUUUGUGCACACAUAUGCGCUUUUCUGACUGACUGAGGUUUAUAAGACAGAACCGGGCGUACGGUGCGUCUUUAUGAAUCUGACGAAAACGAUGCGUACGCUCACUUCUGUCUCAGUGCGUACACACAGUUUUAGUCAUGAGUCUACACAGAGUUUUAUGCAUGUGGCUCCAGGCUUCCACAGAAUAUGGCCCAAUAUGGUUCCUCCUGAACGUUGUGCAGGUCUGAUCUGCAGCUGCUGAAGCGCUGGCUUGAGGUUAUUGCUUCCAGACGGGUUCAACCAGUUACUAAAUCCAAGGGUUCACUUACUUUUACCAGUCGCACCAUGAAUGUGUAACUGGUGUGCUCAGUAAAGACAAAAGAUAAAAAGAUUUUGUGCGUUUUUAGUUUAACCACAUUGUGUUUGUCUGUAGUUGUGACUGAGAUAAAGGGAGAAGAGUUCACAUACCUUUUCUUGGUGUUGUACAUUGUUAGGCUUAGGGUUUUGUUGCAAUCUAAAGUUCACAUUAGACAAAAUUCUAAUACUAUGAUUGUGUGGUUUUAAUUACACAUGAACAAAGGACAGAUUAUAACUGAACAUGCACGUAGGGGUUAUUUCAGGACUGAAACAUAUUGUAUAAUAGUUCCUUCCCUUUUCAGUUAUUCAUUAAUUUUUCACUUUCUGGUUUUGAGGCUGUAAUAAACAUCUCACUUUCAAACAUAUUAAUACACAUUAUGUCAUUACUAGAGUCAACACACAAUGUAUUGUGUAGUAUUGCACGCGUAAAUAGAAAGUUUUGUGAAAAUGCUACUAGAUAAGUCACUGUCAGUACGACCUGCAGCGCAGCAGCUAAGGUCCAAAGUUACCAAAGUGACUUAGAUCAAAAAACAGUGACAGAUUUACUGUGUAAUGUGAUUAACCUUUAACUGUAUGAAUGUGAGAGUAGAUCAUUUCAGUCUGCCUGUUAUAUGAAACUUAACCUCUGAAGCACUUUUCAAUGAUUGCAUUCCCUGUGAGGUGCAGUUGCUGGAUUUUUCUGCUAAAAGACCUGAAUUUUAGUUCGAAAACAAUUCAUGUGAUGUUAUUUUGACUUGUUUAACAUUAAGCCUUUGUAAUAGUGAGUUCAUGUAUAUUUGUUUUUCCCAGGUAUUAAGAUAAAAAACAGAAUCAGUUAGAUUUUCAGUUGAAGAUGUUUUGCGCCAUAUCCAAAAACAGUUUCAACCAAAUUCUGCAUUUCAUAUCCAGUGUUUGGAGUCUGUUUGUUUUAUCUUUGUCAAAUUGAGCUUUAAUAAAACCUCAUAA